AUGGAUUCUUCAAAUUCAAAUGGUAAUAAUAUGGUUGAUCUCGAUGAUGUUUUAGAAAUGGAACAAAUGGUUUCUGAAAGUUUAACCAAUACUAAUAAUGGUAAUGAGAUCAGAGGAGAAACUUCUUUAGAAUUGGUUGAUAACAAUCAAAAUUUGCAACAUCAAAAUAUCGAAAAUAGUAUUCGCAGUGAAUAUGGACGAAAUAGUCAUAUAAUUCAAGGCAAUGAUGAACAUCAACUUCAUUCUUAUUUCGGUACGAAGCAGAAAGUACAACCUGUGGUGAAAAAUGUACCGGUGAGGAAAUUCACACCGAUUGGUGCAAAUGGGCCAAUACCACCUGAUGCUAAAGUUGUUAUGCUAAUGAAACCACGUGCACCUGGUGAGAGACCUACGUUUGUAAAGCUUGAACCAGUUAUUAAUAAACCAGGGAUAGGAAAUACAAUGGCACCAUCUCAACUGAACAAUGUACGUGCCGUUUCAACCGUUCCUGAACAACGUCAAUUGCGUAAACGGCGAAUACUUCCUCCAAUUGAGAAGAAAAAGCCAGAGGAACGCUUUAAAGUUGCAUCUCGGCGUGGUCGUCCACCCAAAGAUUCAGAAGAACAAUGUCCCACCAAAAAACUUAAAAUACAGUCAGCUGACGGUGAAGGACAACUACAAGAAGAUGUUAAAGCUGAAGAAUCAGAACAAAAUUCUCAGGACUUGGUUAAUACCGACCAAAUGGAAGAAAAUUUUAAUAGACCAAAAAGGGCCCACAAAGCGCCACAACGAUAUGGUGAUUUUUAUGAAGCACCAUCAACACAAGAACCUACUGGAGAUGGAGAUGUUGAUUUUGAAGUCGCUGGUGAAGAGGUCGUUGAAGAAACACAAGCACCGAAUAGUAGAGAGGAUAGUAGAGAAAGCACUACCACGAAACAGAAAUCUUCGACAAUUAGACAGACUGAAGACGAGGAUGAUAGAGAUUAUGAGGAAGAAAGCACCGAAGUUGCUGUAUCGGAUGAUGAAAUCGGUGAAGAAGAAGAAACUGGUUCACGAGAGGAAAUGAAUAUAAAUAACAAAGAAUACCAUAAAUAUGUCAAGGGAAAAUUGGCCAAAGGUAAACUGCAGUGUGAUCGUUGUUUUCGUUUCUUCGCUAAUCAUAACAGUUUAAAUGCACAUCGAUUCAAAGUUCAUAAAAUUAUCAUAAGGGCAUCAGUGAAAUGUCCCGGCUGUGACCAUAAAGCAACCACAAUAAAUUCAUUAAAUGAGCAUGUCGCAGAUGUACAUAAUGUGAAACUUCGUUAUAUUAAAAGAAAAUUCAAAACUGUCAAUGAGUUUCAGCACUUUUUGGAUGAUUUGGCAGCAACACAAAAUAUGGCUUUUGUUCGUCAUAGAAAAUCUGAAAAUAAACGACAUUUGUAUUGUAAUCGUUCCGGUGCAGUGAGAGUCACCGCAGAUCGACAUAUUAGAAACAGGCCUCGUAAAGGAUCGGCAAAAAUCGGCGCAAUGUGUCCAGCGCAUUUCUUUUACACUGAAUGUGAAGAUGGAUCAGUCGAAGUGGAAGGACAAAUGACACACUAUGGGCAUACUCUCGACCCCCGUUUCGUUUUUCCUGCAACAAGCACUGAUAAAGUUACCGAGCGUAUGAAACCUUCAACUUCGAAAAGGGCUACAAUGCAGUCAAUGUAUGGACAAAUUCCUGUUGAUCUUGAAGGUGGUAGAAAUUUAAAUCAGAGCGAAAAUAUUGCAAACACUAAUACAGAAGCACGACAGGGAGAAGAGGAUAACGAUGAGGAAGAGUUAAGGCGAAUGGAGGAGGAAGAGCGUUACGAAGAAGAACUAGGGCCAGUCCACCCAAAAGCGGAAGAAAUCGGUAUCCGAAUGAGAAACAUUGAUCGCCUCUGUACAUUUUUAUUUGAGAAUAUUUCGGAACAGCUUUAUCGAUUAGAUGAUUCUACGAUGGAUAUUUUACUUCGAUCGCUUCGGACAACACAAAAUUCGGUGUCCAAUUUGAACAGUAUGAUGAUCCAAAUCAAAGAUGGUGACCCUGAUAUAGUUAAAAAAUUCCAGCGUCGUGGUCCGAAGGUCAAUGAUUGGGUUGGGAACUUUGGAUCCGGAAGAUUGCGUUCUGAUUUGCGCCGGCGUCAAAAACAAUACUAUGAUACUGACGAUUAUGAUGAAGAUACGGUCUACUAUAGGCAUGUUCCUCUACGUGCAAGUGAUAUUAAUAAUGCGUAUAUCAUGGAUGAUCUGGAAGAUGAGGAAGAAGAAGAAUUUUUAGGUGAAUUUUAA
Messenger RNA from Dracunculus medinensis (Guinea worm), 2271 nucleotides. Lineage: Eukaryota; Metazoa; Nematoda; Chromadorea; Rhabditida; Dracunculidae. The record is from the annotation of a GenBank genome assembly.